This is a messenger RNA of Anas platyrhynchos (mallard), 5541 nucleotides long. RefSeq names its product calcitonin receptor like receptor (gene CALCRL). Gene Ontology annotation, molecular function: adrenomedullin receptor activity; calcitonin gene-related peptide receptor activity; calcitonin receptor activity. The record is from RefSeq and is a predicted model, not a curated record. Gene Ontology annotation, cellular component: plasma membrane. Lineage: Eukaryota; Metazoa; Chordata; Aves; Anseriformes; Anatidae. Gene Ontology annotation, biological process: adenylate cyclase-activating G protein-coupled receptor signaling pathway; cell surface receptor signaling pathway; angiogenesis.
CCGUUCUGAGCCGCAGCACAGCUCUGGCCGUGGAAGCGUGCCUCCGUGCGGCUUCGCCCUGCUGGGCAAGAGCUGCCCCUGUCCUUGUGGCGGAGAGGGGCACGGCGCUUACCCUGCGCGCUGCCCCGGAGGGGCUGAAUCCCACCUCCUGGCUCUGCCCCCCGCUUCCCACCGCUUCGGCAUCCCCCCCGGAGCUCCUCGCCUUGCCGGGGCCGUGCCGUCGGAGCCGGAGAAUCUGAGGCAAGGCGGGCUGCGGGCGGGGUCUGGCUGAUGUAACAGGAAGCCCCGCUGGCUGCCUGCCGCCGCUCCCCGCUCCCCGUCCCCAGCUGAGGCGCUCCCGCUGCUGCCCGAGCAGCGCCGCGCUCCGCCGGGCGCCACUGCCCCGCAGCCAGCGGCACCAGCGAGCUGCCAGCCGCCGGGAGAGCAGGAAAGCCGAGGCAAAGCCAGCCAGAGCCCACCAGAGUUGAGCCUGCUGGAGAGAAUUAGAGACAUAUGGGUUUGAAAAGGGUCCAUGAGACUAAUUCAAUACAACUGGAGCUCUUUCAAGAGAGGACGAAUUAGUUUGACUUCAUUUGAUUGCAACAUAAAAUACACUGCACCAGAUACAAAAAUGACAAAAAACUGGAUCACAUUUUUGCUGUUCUUCUUCUUGGUUACUAUGUUUUUUGCUACUGCCAUACCAGCUGAGGGGCAUCAGAAUAUAACAGAGGACUACGCUCAACUGAGUGUUACACGGAAUAAAAUUAUGACAGCACAGUAUGAAUGCUACCAGAAAAUUAUGCAAGAUCCCAUUCAUAGGAAAGAAGGUCCUUACUGUAACAGGACAUGGGAUGGCUGGUUGUGCUGGAGUGAUGUUGCUGCAGGUACUGUGUCAGUACAGCGUUGUCCUGACUACUUUCAGGAUUUCAAUCCAUCAGAAAAAGUGACGAAGAUCUGUGAUCCAAGUGGGAACUGGUUUAGACACCCAGAAAGCAACAGGACAUGGACAAACUACACCCAGUGUAAUAUCUAUACGCAUGAAAAAGUGAAGACGGCUCUGAACUUGUAUUAUUUGGCCAUUAUAGGACAUGGUCUCUCAAUUGCAUCACUUCUGAUUUCUCUUGGCAUAUUCUUUUAUUUUAAGAGCUUGAGUUGCCAAAGGAUUACCCUGCAUAAAAAUCUAUUUUUCUCUUUUGUUUGCAACUCUGUUGUAACAAUAAUUUCACUGACUGCAAUUGCCAACAAUCAGGAGUUAGUUGCAACUAAUCCAAUUAGCUGCAAAGUGUCACAGUUCAUCUACCUGUACCUAAUGGGGUGCAACUACUUCUGGAUGCUGUGUGAAGGCGUUUACCUGCAUACUCUUAUUGUGGUGGCUGUUUUUGCUGAGAAACAGCACUUGAUGUGGUAUUACCUUCUUGGCUGGGGUUUUCCACUGAUCCCUGCCUGCAUACAUGCUGUUGCUAGAACUUUGUAUUAUAAUGACAACUGUUGGAUCAGCUCUGAUACUCAUCUGCUGUACAUCAUCCAUGGCCCUAUUUGUGCUGCUCUAUUGGUGAAUCUCUUCUUCCUGUUGAAUAUUGUCCGUGUUCUCAUAACAAAGCUGAAAGACACCCACAAGGCAGAAUCCAACCUGUACAUGAAAGCAGUGAGAGCUACCCUGAUUCUAGUCCCCCUGCUUGGCAUUGAAUUUGUGCUGUUUCCAUGGCGACCAGAAGGCCGUAUCGCUGAGGAAGUCUAUGACUACGUGAUGCACAUCCUUAUGCAUUACCAGGGUCUACUGGUGGCUACAAUUUUCUGCUUUUUUAAUGGAGAGGUCCAAGCUGUUUUGAGAAGACACUGGAACCAGUACAAAAUCCAAUUUGAGCACAGCUUCAGCCACUCAGAUGCUAUGCGCACCGCUUCCUACACUGUAUCAUCAAUCAGUGAUGUUCAAGGCUAUGGCUACAAUCAUGACUGCACCAGUGAACAUUUAAAUGGGAAGAGCUAUCAUGACAUGGAGAGUGUUGUUUUAAAAACUGAGAAGCUGUAUGGUUGAUUGCCAAAGACUUGGCUGAUGCCAGAAGUGUUCACCCUCGUAGUUCGUGAACUUGAAGUUUGAUUUAAUGACUUCAUGGCCAGAAGAUUUUUCCUAACUUGGGAUAUGUUUUUCUCCUGCAAACAAAACCAACGCAUUUUUCACAUGUAUAUAUACAUACGUUUGUGUUUCAUUGUAUCUAUAUAGUAUGGACAUCCAUACAUCUAUCUAUCUGUAUGUGCAUUUAUGUAAGGAUACAAACUUUGCCUCUUUAGUUUCUACUGUGUAGACAGAGUUGGCAAUUUUUUGUAUAAAGGGAAUCAAUGAAGGAUUUCUUACUUUCUUGGAAGUUUGUAUAAAGACUGUGUUGUACUGAAACCACUUCAUUUGCCUAUAGAAACUUAGGGUGUAAAUAACAUACUGUACUGUCUUAAUUCAACCUAAAACUGAAAAAAGGAAAAUGGUUAAAAUAGGUGCAAUAAUUACAGUAGAUUGUCCAGUUUAAUUUUGUGUCUAGUAUUUGACUGUCCAAAAAAAAAAGGGUAGCCUAAGAUAACAGACUCAAAGAUAUUGAUGCUGAGCCAGUUAGAUUUCAUUUUGCCACUAUUUUAAAUGAAGCAUUAGACAUGCCAGUGCAAGUUUUAGAUUCUACUUACUUCUGUAUUGCAAUGUAAUGAUUUACAGCUAGCUUUGAAGCAUUUUAUUUAAAGUGCUUUCACAUACACAGAAGUGUCUCCUCCUCUUCAAGUUUGUCAAAGUUUCUUAGCAGCUUUACUGCAGACUGGAUCAAUGAGGCCUUACUGCCACAAAGAAAAGUAGUAACCUGAAUACCUGUACCUAUACCAUCCUGACACUAAUGCAGUCUGAUGGAACUUUGCUGAGUGCUUAAGCAAUUUUCUCAGCUCGAAAGAGAUCACAUACUGAUUUUGUUGUUGUCAUGUUGUUUCUUUUGUUUUACUUUCGGGUAUUUCCAUGGCCAUAUGCUUAAUAAUUUAUUCCUUUGUUUUUGGGGCAACAUUUUUGAUUAAUCUUGUGGCUUGUUUUGUUUCAGAAAAGUAUGAAGGACUGAACGCAGUGCAAAUGGUAUACUACCUUUAAAGCCAGUGUAGCAGAAUUCAGAUUAAUCAAGCAAAUUAAUGUUAUUAACAUAUAUAUUUAAUUAUUUGGAAAAAUCCAAUAUAAGCUUAUUCUUACAAAGCUUCAAAAACAUUAUGGAUUGAGAAUAUAAUUUUGGGAGUGCUUGAUUCUGAACAGGACUUAAAAGUUGUUUCUUUUGGUUCUACUGGUGGAUAAAGGCCUCAUUGAAAACUGAGGAGGUUGAUGGGAAGGUCUUGAGAAAAUGGGUCUAUAGCAAUCUACAUUUUUGAAAAUCUUUAUGCUUUAAAGAAAUAACGUUUUUCUGUAGAGAAAUGACAAAAUUGCUAAAGAAUGACCGGAUGGUAAAAGGUGAAUUUAUAAAAGUCUUACUAAGAAGCUCAGAAGUAGAAAAAGGUUUUAAUAGUUUAUUUUGCAGAUAAGCCUACUUCAAAAAGUAGGGGAAGAAGAAGAAAAGUGGAUACUGGAGUUGAUAGAUUAUUGUAAUGCUGAUGCACAUCUGGUAAGCAAGUCAACAAACUUAAAGACAGUUCUUUCUGAGACCACUUUAGUUUUAUGUACUUAGGUUUGUAUAUGAAGAACUUGAUUUUUACAUUUAAAUGUUUUUGUCAGUAGCCUUUCUGUAAGCUUCAUUAGCAUUUAAUUAAUUUGCUGUCACACUGUUUAUUGGUUUGUGACUUCAUAAGGCUUUCAAUGUUUUAUAUUUAGAAGGAGAACACUAGGAGGAUGCAGUAAAUUCAUGCCACUUGCACCUUUCCCUAGUGUUUGUUUGUUUGUUUUUUUACAGUUACGUCUCGGGUUUGAAUUUAGAAAGCAUUUUGUUAAUAUUGUAGUUUCAUAACAGAAUUUUUGCUAAGCUGUUAAAAUCAAGAUUUCUCUUCUGGAAGGCUGUUUCGUAGUGAAAAUCAGUUGGAUGCUAUACUAAAGAGCAGCAUGAAAUGUCACAAUCAGAUGUCACAAUCUCUUAUAAGAAUACAGUGAUGGCAUCUGUUAUAACAUGAUUAGAGAUUACUACUCUGCUUGCUGAUCUAUGUAGUGUUACUUAAAAAUCUGUGCAAUGUUCUGAAAGUACUAGUGGUGCAGAAAAUCCCUUGUCUCAUAUAGCGUCUUUGGUAUAGCUCUGGGAGGACCAGAUCAUCAACUGGUACAAAUCUGUCAUGAGUUCCACGUUCAGAGUCAAUGGGUACCAGCUGAGAAUCAAAGCCCACACAGAUACCUGUCCAUUUAAAAGUGCUUCAGAAUCCUUUAUGGCAUAUUAUCAGACAAUUGUUUCAAUGAUACCUGGUGGGCUGUUAUAAUUAAAAACAAGUAACAGCUGAGAAUGUGAUAUGGUAUUAGAUUUAUAACUCACUUUAUCUCUCAGCUAGGCACUUCAAAUUUAAUAGCCUAAGAAAUUGUGUCAUUUUAUACAAAGUACUAGAUGCCUGUCCCCUGUCAGAGAAACUUGUAAUGGUAAUUUGCAGGAGGAGGAGUUUGUUUUUUGCACAGAAAUUGUCCUGCUUCUGCGUACGGUCACAGCAUACUUCUAAGAACACUUUUUCAAAAGAAAUACAUUCAACUGGACAUGCAAGAAAAUGUUCAUGUCUGUGAAGGGAGAGCUACAGUCCCUGCUCCUCAUGAGAUUAAACUAAACUAUGUCCUGUUUUGCACUGGAAAAUAGGAAGACUAAAUAGAUGAUUUUUAUCUGACCUUUUUCAGUUCCUAGACAGCCAAGAGCAGGGUCUGGUUUUUUUUUUUUCUUUUUUUCGGUCUUUUACCACUAUAAAUUAAAAUCAAAUCCUUAUACUGAUAUUUCUUAUGGCUUAUUUUCUGCAUUGUAGAAUAUUGUAGUCAUUAUCUGUAUUCUCUGGGAUGAAAGUAAUCUCCAGUUUGGAGGGGCUGUGAGAUUCCAUUGAACAUGCAUUCAUCUAUUAUUAUUUGCUCUUUUUUUGUUGUUGCUAUUUAGUGAGGAUUUAUUGUGUCAGUCUGAAGGGGGCUACAGAAAUGCUUAUAUUAUAUCAGGUAUCUGUAAUUCUAGCAUCUUAGUUUUGUAUGACGGGAAUGUCUAUUUUUAAUGCUACUGCCUUCAGUUAGUAAAAUGCACAGAUUGAAGUUCCAGUGCAAAGUCCCCUCAGUUUUUUGUUUUGUUUUUUAAUGUUAUCAACUAUGCUUUGUAUUUUUUCUCAUUGUGAUGAUCUACUAGAGUAUUUGGCCAUAGAAAUGCUGCAACACAUACUAUUUUUUAUGUCAUGAAACAUUUGGGCUGGAAACCAGGCAACAUUCAAGUAUUGUACUGUGUAAAUAAGAUUAAUAGAAGCUAUAGCAUUGUAUUUAUUGCUUACACUAAGAAUGAAAUGGAAAAAAAUGUGAAGUUAUUUUUUGGAUGUGCUUUAUUUUCACUUUGUUCAUAUGAGUCAUGCAUUUUAAUUGCUGAAAGUAUUAUGUUUGUGAUCAAUAAAAAAUUACUACAUUUA